Debaryomyces fabryi is the source of this 3894-nucleotide messenger RNA. RefSeq names its product serine/threonine protein kinase (gene KIN2). Gene Ontology annotation, cellular component: cytoplasm. Gene Ontology annotation, biological process: microtubule cytoskeleton organization; intracellular signal transduction; protein phosphorylation. The record is from RefSeq and is a predicted model, not a curated record. The transcript has a single exon. Lineage: Eukaryota; Fungi; Ascomycota; Pichiomycetes; Serinales; Debaryomycetaceae. Gene Ontology annotation, molecular function: ATP binding; protein serine/threonine kinase activity; tau-protein kinase activity. The coding region runs from base 1 to 3894 and encodes 1297 amino acids.
AUGGAUCCCCUGGUUAAUUACGAGUAUCCGGUUCCACCACAACAAUAUCAACAAAAAAGAUAUCAGAAUCCCAAUCAGGUCCCUGAAGUUUCAAAUAAAGAACAAAUAGUACCCCAAUCAGCGCUUCCAGCCACACCAAGAAUGUUACGAGGUGUGAGUGGUAAUCAGAAGAAUUCUGGUAGUGAUGGCUACAUUCAGGAAGAUCAACCUGUGAACGAAGGUGAUCAUUCUAUGACUCCGCAACAGACUGACAAGUAUCAGCAGUAUGUUUCGUCAGCCAAUUACCAAAUGGACGCGUCUCAUUCCAGGAAUUCUAGCUUAAACCAAUCUCAGCAUUCUAAACGUGGUGCAUCUGCGAGCCAUUCGAGAACACCUAGUGUCAAUAGACAACCCCAGCCCCCAGUAACGCCACCAACUUGGAAUCAGCAGUUUCCAAAUCAACAUCAACCAGUUGCAUCACCUCAAAGGAAACAAGAAUUAUUACCUUCGGCUGCUAUUUCAUCUCCUUCCUCAAAGCCAUCGUCGGGAAAUGCUACUUCAGCAACCAAAACACGUCCAGUUGCUCAACAGCAUCCUGGUCAGAAUAAUGAACAUGGUCAUCAUCAUCAUGCGCAUCAUCAUAAUCAGCAACCGCAACAGCAGCAACAACAGCAGCAACAGCAGCAACAACAAUUUCAUAGAAAGUCUAUUGGUGAUUGGGAUUUCAUAAAAACCAUCGGUGCUGGUUCGAUGGGUAAAGUUAAACUAGCUCAGCAUAAUUCUACAGGUGAGAUUUGCGCAGUAAAAAUUGUUCCAAGAGCUGCGAAGUUGUUUCAAAGAGCCCAUGCUAAUGACCCACCUAUCCUUAAUGCUCAAGCUGCAGCACAAAGACAAAAAGAAUUUGAGAAAGAAGUCACCAGAGAUAAACGUACCAUACGUGAAGGUGCACUUGGAAGAUUAUUAUUCCAUCCGUUUAUAUGUAGAUUAUACGAAAUGGUGCCAAUGACAAAUCAUUAUUAUAUGUUAUUUGAAUAUGUUGAAGGAGGUCAAAUGCUAGAUUAUAUCGUUUCACAUGGUUCUUUAAAAGAGAAAAAUGCAAGAAAGUUUGCCCGUGGCAUAGCACUGGCUUUGGAUUACUGUCAUAGUAAUAACGUUGUUCAUAGAGAUUUAAAAAUUGAGAAUAUUAUGAUUAAUUCAAAAGGUGAUAUCAAGAUUAUUGAUUUUGGCUUAUCGAAUUUAUAUUCACCAAAGUCUUUGUUGAAGACUUAUUGUGGGUCAUUAUACUUUGCAGCGCCUGAAUUAUUAAGUGCUAAACCUUAUACUGGACCAGAAGUUGACGUAUGGUCCUUUGGGGUAGUCAUGUAUGUUUUGGUAUGUGGAAAGGUUCCUUUUGAUGAUCAAUCUGUUUCAGUUUUACACGAGAAGAUCAAAAGGGGUAAUGUUGAAUACCCGAGCUUUUUAUCCAAAGAGUGUGUUUCUUUGUUAAGUCGAAUGCUAGUGGUCGAUCCAACUAAAAGAGCGACUUUAUAUGAAGUUAUACAACAUCCUUGGAUGAAUAGGGGAUACGAGACGCAUCAAUCUUGCUACCUCCCUAAGAGAUUACCUUUGGAAUUACCAUUGGACCCUGAAAUAAUUAAAAGCAUUGCAUCGUUUGACAUAGGUACCGUACAAUCUGUUACAGAAGAAUUGACAAGUAUACUUACGAGCGUUGAAUACCAGAUGAGUUGCGAAAACUGGUAUAAAAUUACCGAAAAAGGUAGGCAGUAUGCAUCUGCGCCAAAUGCUCAUAUUUUACCAGACCCAACUGGUGGUUUCCAUCCAUUAAUCUCAAUUUAUUAUUUAGUGCAUGAAAUGAAGAUGCGUAAGAAGGCCAAGGAACAGUCUGCGAAAACUCAAUCGGAACAGGUUAAUUCUAAACAACCCAGCCAACAGUCUAACCGCGUAUCACCGCAGGAUGAAGCUAUAUAUGAUUCUGAGCAACAGAAACAGGAACAACAAAUACCUAGAUUAUCAUUUCCUGAGCAAGCGCAUACUUCUACUUCGCCAGCCACGUUUCAUAAAGAUUCGCCUACUCCAUCAAAUGAACAAAAAGAGGAAACUAUUCCAGAACAACAGCCCCAUAGUCCAAGGGAAUCUGUGGGUAAUACAGAAACAUUGGAUCCAAACGGCGGAAAGCCUGGUGGAUUUAAUUCAUUGUUCAGACGAUUAUCAUCGAAGAAGUAUAAAAAUGCUCCAUCGUCACCCAGCAGAAAUCAAACAUCCCCAGAUGCUUCUGACUAUAAUAUGGCUCCACCUCCAAUACCUAAAGUUUCUAUUGUUCCUGAUUCUCAAGAGCAAAUAUCGUCACCCUCUUCGAAUAAAUCCCAAAAGAAUGAUCCUUUGGUUCGUCGUGGAGUAAGUAUGAAGGUAACCGCAAAAGAAAAGUCUUCUUCUUCUAAAGUUGACUUGCAUUCUUCAACCUCUAACACUUCGAAGCCUCCACCCGAAGUAUCAAAGCAACCUGCAAAGGUUACCCAUAAUCGUUCAUCUUCAACAUCUACGAAUAAUGCGGUUAAUAAGUACCGUGGUUACGUUCCAGAACAAUAUUUACCACCAUUGCCUAAUAUUAAUCCUAAUACGAAUACGUUAAUGCCACCUGCGUCUGGGUCUGAUAGUCCUUCGAAGGUUGCUCCGGGCGCUGAAGGAAGAAAAUUGCAUCCAACUGCAAGAGCUAAAUCAGUUGGUGGUCAUGUUAGAAAGGAAUCAUAUGGCCGCAAUAGCCGCGCAACAAAACAAACGCAUCCACCGUUACCCAAUGCAUUGGCUUCACAAAACAGUGAUGAAGUUAUUGGUGAAGGUUCAACACGCGAUGACGGUUUCUUUGAUGAUGUAACCUUGGAUGAAGUUGAUUACCAGGAGAUUCCUCAGUUAACUGAAGAACAAAUUAUUGAUCAGUUCAAUCAUGCUAGGCAGAACAGUAUGCCUUCAAUUGAGUAUCCAAAGACCUUAUUUUUAAAAGGGUUUUUCAGUGUCCAAACUACUUCUACAAAACCUUUACCUGUUAUUAGAUAUAACAUAAUUAAUGUUUUGAGCAAGUUGGGAGUAAAGUUUCAAGAAGUAAAAGGUGGUUUUGUUUGUGCACAUGCGCCUUCAUUGCAAAUCAAGCCUGUACAGCCUGAUGAUGUGUCAACCAAUACAAGUACUAUGAUCGAUUCUCAACAAGAGGAUAAGAAGUCUGAAGAGACAACCGAAGAACAAAGGUUAUACGGUGAUGCAUUUAAAUCUACUUCGUCUUCUAUAGAGAAAAAUGCUGACAUUCCACCAAGAAUCAAGACACCUGAACAAAGUACAGCUGAAUCACAAAUCAAAAGUCCAACUAGGCAAGCGUCGUUACAUCUUAAUACGCAAAAUCUUUCACCUCAGUCAGCUAAUAGCGGUAAAACUCACAGGGCAUCGAAUUCCGUUGGUGGACAUAGACGUAAAUUUUCAAUCGGAAAUUCACUUUUAGGUUCAUAUCGUAAAAAGAAUGGAUCUCAGGUAAUGAUGCCUCCAAAUACUCCGGCUACAGCGAAACUCAACAAGCUGUUGUAUGGAAUGGAAGGUGACGAAUUUGAAGACGACGACGAAGACGACGACGAAGACGAAACUUCUAAACAAUUCACUGAAGAUGAUUCCGUUGAUUCAUUGAAUGGCUUAAUGAUUGGCGGUGGUAGUGAUAUGUUAAUUUCUUCUACAUUAGAGCAUAAAGCAAAGCAUCAACAUUCCCCAAGUUCAGGAAAUUCUCAUCACGCAAAAAGAUCACCUUUGAAGUUUGAAAUACAUAUUGUUAAGGUUCCUUUAGUUGGCUUAUACGGAGUUCAAUUCAAAAAGCUUUUGGGUAAUACUUGGAAUUACAAAACUUUGGCAGGUCAAAUUUUAAACGAAUUGAAUUUAUGA